AUGCCAGGAUGCCAUGCAACGACACUCGCAUCCAGCCAGACACCUUCAGUGUGUGAUGCUGACAGUCCUCAGGGUUCGGUUCUUGGCCCUGCACUCUCUAGUAUUUACAUGCUGCCGCUAGGCGACAUCAUACGCAAAUACGGUGUUAGCUUUCAUUGUUAUGCUGAUGACACCCAACUCUACAUGCCCCUAAAGCUGACCAACACGCCGGAUUGUAGUCAGCUGGAGGCGUGUCUUAAUGAAAUUAAACAAUGGAUGUCCGCUAACUUCUUGCAACUCAACGCCAAGAAAACGGAAAUGCUGAUUAUCGGUCCUGCUAAACACCGACAUUUCUUAACAUUUGACAACCAAAAAAUUACACAAGGCGAAUCAGUAAAUAAUCUGGGUAUUAUUUUCGACCCAACUCUCUCCUUUGAGUCACACAUUAAGAGUGUUACUAAAACGGCCUUCUUUCAUCUCCGUAAUAUCGCUAAAAUUCGUUCUAUUUUAUCCACUAGCGACGCUGAGAUCAUUAUUCAUGCGUUCGUUACGUCUCGUCUCGACUACUGUAACGUAUUAUUUUCGGGUCUCCGUAUGUCUAGCAUUCAAAGAUUACAAUUGGUACAAAAUGCGGCUGCUAGACUUUUGACAAGAACAAGAAAGUUUGAUCAUAUUACGCCUAUACUGGCUCACCUGCACUGGCUUCCUGUGCACUUAAGAUGUGACUUUAAGGUUUUACUACUUACGUAUAAAAUACUACACGGUCUAGCUCCGUCCUAUCUUGUCCAUUGCAUUGUACCAUAUGUCCCGGCAAGAAAUCUGCGUUCAAAGAACUCCGGCUUAUUAGUGAUUCCCAGAGCCCAAAAAAAGUCUGCGGGCUAUAGAGCGUUUUCUAUUCGGGCUCCAGUACUAUGGAAUGCCCUCCCGGUAACAAUUAGAGAUGCUACCUCAGUAGAAGCAUUUAAGUCCCAUCUUAAAACUCAUUUGUAUACUCUAGCCUUUAAAUAGCCCCCCUGUUA
Molecule: messenger RNA, 998 nt
Organism: Nerophis lumbriciformis (worm pipefish)
Lineage: Eukaryota; Metazoa; Chordata; Actinopteri; Syngnathiformes; Syngnathidae
Source: RefSeq, a predicted model, not a curated record